ACAAUAUUAACCCCUUCUUCCCCGUGUCGUGUCGCAGGUGUCAAGCCCUGCGAUCAUACAAGUAAUUGGAAAUCGACAUAGACCUCAUUUACUGUCUGGAAAUUCUAGGAAUUCUAUAUUUAGUUUAGCGCUUUCUUUUUUGUUCUACAUUCAGAACAAGAAACUGAUAGAUCUAGUCUUUGGUUACACAAUUUCAGUUAACAUUUCAGUUACAAACACACAGUGGCCAUAUUGAAAACAAGACACUUAACGAGAUUUCAACUGAAAAUUUGUAAUUAUGGCAAAUGGUUGGCACAUGGAUGAUUAUCAAACACAGAUAAACAGCAAUGGAAUAGUCUUUCACUCAGAACGUUUACAGCGCCUACGAUCGUCAGAAACAUUUCCAGCAUUUGAUGACGACGCACCGCCUGAUGAUUUUACUAACAUAACAAUAUUCCCAGACACUGAAGAAAUAAACACAUCCAUUGAGCCUUUCCUCAGAGCCAACAAAACUAAAGGCAAAUACCGGGAUUUACAACACUAUCUUGAUGUACAUGCAAGACUCAUGAAAGAAGAUUAUGUAGCUCCAAUACGGGAAGGCUUAAAGGAAUACAGAGAUGCUGAAGAGAAUAAAAGAAAACCAAAAGAAAAUGAACUGCGGUUUUAUUAUGAUGUUAAACUUGUCUCCAUCGAGUGCGAUCAUGCCGGUUUUACCCAUUUUGUAAGUUUCGAUACUUCCAAGUUUAAAAAUUUCGAUUGGGAACUUUCUAAACGCCUAAAUUUUGGUUCACUUUUAGUAUUUUCUAAAGACAAUUUUAAAACAAUAAUUUUUGCCACAGUUGCAGAUAGCAAUGUAACCAUGCUUAAAAGAGGGAUAAUUCAAGUUGUUUUUCAGAAUAACCUUGAGGUUGUAUUUACUAGUUCAUCGGAAGAUGAUACGUUCAUCAUGGCCGAAACAACAGCUUACUUUGAAGCCUACAGACAUGUUCUGGAAGGUUUAAUAGAAACGACAGCUUUACCAUUUCAAAAGUACAUUCUGUAUUGUAAAAACAAGAUACUGCCUCCAAAGUAUUUAAAAGACAUAAGUAAAUACGACAUUGCAAGUAUCAUGAGUGACACUUCUGAUGAGCUUUCGGUGUCUGUUCUAGAAGAUUCUGAUUGGCCAGAGACUAGUGAAACAACUUUGAAUGAUUCUCAACUUAAAGCUUUAAAACAGGCCCUAACUAAGGAAUUUGCAAUCAUUCAAGGACCCCCUGGUACUGGAAAAACAUAUAUUGGGUUAAAAAUAAUGGAUAUUUUAUUGCAAAAUGAGUCGAAUAUUGUGUGUGAAGGUCCUAUUCUUGUAGUUAGUUACACAAAUCAUGCUCUUGAUCAGUUUAUGGAAGGUAUUUUAGACUUUUGUCCUGAGGGUCUAAUUAGGGUUGGAGGAAGGAGUAAAAGCGAUAAGCUUGCAGACUUUAACCUAAAAGUAUUACGAAAGAAAACAAAAGAAAAUAAUUACAAAAGCUCCAAAAAAGACAUGGAAUUCAUUGGCAGUGCAGCAGACGAACUCUGGCAGGAAUCAAUACGUCUUGAGACAACAAUAUUGAAAGUAGAAGAUCUUGCUGAUGAAAUCAGUGCUGCCCAUCGAAAUUCACUAAAUGAACCUAAUCGCACUGAAGGAAUUGUCUGUGAAGUAAUGGAGAUCUGGCUGAAAGCUUCUAAUGCUAACAUAGACAACCAUUUGUUAAAGGUUAGUAGAAGUUAUCUGGCGGGGAUUAUCGGUGAAGGCGCUGAGACUCGCAUAGAUACAGAAUUAAAGUACAGUACUCAGAUGAGCUUUCAGGACAGGGUGAAAAUAUAUCGUUUUUGGCUUUACAAAUACAAAGAAGACUUGACAACACGCAUUGAUCAUUUAAAAUCUAUCAGCCCAGAUAACCCUGAAUCAGAGCCAUUUCAACUCCUAUUGUGCAAAGCAAAUGAUGAUAUUCUUCCAGAUAAUGUGUUAAAACCUUACAUAGCUGAUGAAAUAUAUGCAAUCAUACAAUCAAUAGUACAAAAGGAGAAUAAAAAAGUUGAUAAUGAAAAUAGCUAUUUGAGAUUUUGGCUUUUGGAAAUGUUUGAUACCACCGACCUGUUUCUUGAUGCAAUUGAGCAACUGCAGGUUAUUGAACGCGAAGACAAUAAGGAAGUGGGUGUAAGUAAAGUGCCAGUGGCAAACACAACAAAUGAACGUUCUUGGGUAAUUACUGAAAGUGAUGACAGCGAUUCAGAAAAUUCAGUUGACUCUUAUGAUACUUCAGAACUAGAAGCGAAUUUAUUAAAAGAUAUAAAGGAUAUCGAAUUCAAUUUUACAAGCAUUCAAAACAGAAAUAUCCAAUUACUUAAACGCGCAAAAGUGCUCGGGGUUCAUCUUUCCAACACUGAAGAAAAAAUGGAAGACAAAAUGUGUGUGAACAAUAUGUCUUACCCUCAAGUUUUUAAUUUACUUAACAAAAGUGUACCUUAUACUGAAGAAGAAGUGUCUGCCAUAACUGAUUUGUGGGCUCUUCCACUUGAUGAUCGUUACAGACUCUAUAAAUAUUGGACUGUAAACAAGAAACGAAAGAUCGCCGAACAACUACUUACUUACGCAGAAGCAUACAGAGUCAUGGUAGAAAGUAAAAAAAAUGAUCUUCAGCGUAAAGAUAUAAACAUUCUGAAAAAAGCUAAAGUAAUUGGCAUGACAACAUCAGGGGCAGCCAGAAAUAGAAAAGUUUUACGAAAGGUCGGAUGUCCAAUAAUAAUUGUUGAGGAGGCCGCGGAGAUACUUGAAGCCCAUAUUGUGACAACACUAAACAGUAGAUGUAAACAUCUCAUCCUUAUUGGUGACCAUCAACAGUUGCGUCCUAGACCUAAAAUGCAUAAGCUUGCUAAGGAUUAUAAUUUGGAAAUUUCACUUUUUGAACGGCUAGUAGCGAACAGAGUGUCACUUGUUACCCUUAUAGAACAGCAUCGAAUGAGACCUGAGAUAUCAAGAUUUAUCAAACACGUUUAUCCCCAUUUAAAAGAUCAUGAAUCAGUGCAGAACUAUGAAGAUGUCAGGGGAGUUAAGUCAAACGUUUUCUUCAUACAGCACUCGUAUGAAGAGAGUGUAGUAGAGGACAGUACAAGCAAGUCAAAUGUUCAUGAAGCAAGGUUUCUAACUGCACUGUGUAAAUAUUUUCUGCAGCAAGGAUAUCAGGGUCGCCAAAUAACUAUUCUCGCCGGAUACCUUGACCAAGUAACAUGCAUAAAAAACGAAAUGAAACCAGAAGAAAGUCUUUACGAAUGUGUCACUGUCACAUCUAUAGAUAACUACCAAGGUGAAGAGAAUGAUAUAAUUUUACUUUCUUUAGUAAGAAGUAAUCAAGGAAAAGAAGUUGGCUUUUUGAAAACAAAGAACAGAGUCUGUGUGGCUUUGUCCAGAGCUAAAAUAGGUAUGUUUGUUAUUGGGAAUCUGGAACUACUGGCUGAAAAGGUUCAUCUUUGGAAAACUAUUUCAGAAACUGCUAAAGAACAGCAAGUAAUUGGUAGGAAUUUGGAGUUGGUCUGCGUUAACCAUCCAGACCACGUGACAAUAGUUUCCCAACCUGAAGACUUUCAAAAAGAAGUUCCAGAAGGUGGAUGUAAUAGAAAAUGUGAAGCUAAACUACCCUGUGGACAUGCCUGCCCAAGGAUGUGCCAUGCUAUUAAUGGGCUACAUAACGAAGUAAAGUCUUCGAACCUAUGUUUAAAAACUUGCCAAGAAGAAAAUAGGUGUAGCAGCCCAUGUCUAAAUUCAUAUUACUAUGUGUGUGAGCAACCGAUGUUAAAAACUUUGCCUAUGUGUGGUCAUGAAGCUACAAUGCCUUGUUUCAAAGACGUAGGUGAUGUUGUUUGUUCAGAGAAUUGUGGACAAAAAAUGGCAUGUGGUCACAUCUGCCGUGGUCAGUGUGGAAAAUGUUCAGCUGAAGCACAACAUCAACCCUGUCUGGAAAAGGUGGAUAAGACUUGGUCUCCUUGUCAGCAUUCAAAGUCUGUAGAGUGUCACACUGAUACUUCUGUAGAUCCUUGUCCUAAAGAAUGUGAUGCACGUCUUGAAUGUGGCCAUAAAUGUAAAGGAACAUGCGGAGGUUGUCUCUCUGGUAGAGUACACAAGUCUUGUGGUGAGAAAUGCAACAAAAUUCUUCCCUGUGGUCAUCUUUGUACUGGACCUUGUGGUGGCCAGUGUGUGCCCUGUUCUUCAAGAUGUCUGACAGCAUGUAGGCAUGGCCCAUGUAGCAAAACAACCUGUGGAGAGAAAUGUGACACAUGCAUUGAAAACUGUGCCAUGAUCUGCCAGCAUCAUCACUGUACUUUGCGAUGUGUGGAUGGGUGUUUAGAACCUUUGUGUAUUGAAAGAUGUAACAAACGUGUUGCGUCAUGUAAACACAAGUGUGUGUCGCUGUGUGGCGAACUGUGUGUUUGUUAUGAUUGUGAAAAAGAUAAAUUUUCUCUCACAGAUUCAAGCAACAAGAAAAAACAUAAGCAGGUAAAAAAAAUUGAAAUGAUCGAAAGGAUGAAAAAAUUCCAAGUAGAUGAAGACACUAUUCUAAUGAAAAUUCCAGAAUGUGGUCACAUAUUUACCUUAAACCAACUUGACAAAUGGGUUGAAGAUUUUGAGCCUGAUACAACUCAUUAUAUUCGCUGUCCUAACUGUACAGUUCCUAUCCAAAGUAUAGCAAGAUAUGAAGCAAAAAACAAACAGAGAGCUGAGAGAAGAGAAAACCUAAAGGAAUAUCUUUCAAAAUCUGCAUGCACAUCACACGCAGAAAUUGAGAAUCUCAUUCAUUGUAAAACUUGUUUGAAAAACUAUUGUACUGUAGAUGAAGGUGAAUUUCUUACAAGAAAACCAAAUCAAAUAGACUGCAACCAUGCUUUGGCUUUAACAGUCCAGAUAAAGUUUUCAUAUGUGCUCCUAAAACUUUAUGAACUGCACAAAAUGUUUAGUGUCAAUAACUUGGAAUUUGAAAUAAACAAAUGGAAGUUGGCUAUCAGCUCUAUACAAAGAAACGUAACUGAUCAGUUUUAUAGAGAGAUGACCUUAGAGCUCCACAGGUUGCUGUUAUUAGAACAGAUCUACAUCUUGAAAGGAUUUCUGGGUAACAUUAAUUGUAACUCUCCGUCAGGGAUGACAACGAAGAUCAAAACAAUUAAAAAGUCUAAGCUGACCAGUGAAAGUAGGGAAGAAAAUCAGACAUUCAUAGACGAUUUGUACAAACGGUUUGACCAUCUAGAACCUGGAAAUGAGUAUCUUGAAAAAGUAGAAAAACUACAGAGUUACAGCAAAGAUGUGAGGAAAGUUCUAGAUAUGUCAAAAACUCAGGACUUGAGAUCUGCUCUACAGAACGAGUGAAUACCGAAUGUACCUUCUUUUUUAAAAUUAAACAAACGUUAUAAUAGUAUCGCUUAUAUAAUUAAGUAAUAAUUUAAAAAAAAACAUGACUAGAUGUAUCAGGCUAGUCUUAUUGCGUUGUUUUACUUAAUGUUCUUAGUAAAUACAGUUAUUGUAAAAUUUUAUGUAGAAAGUUUUUAUUUUACUAGCGCUAUAGUAUACUCUCUUUCGACAACUGUUUUAGCAGUAAAAGAUAUCCUUAGUUGUUUCAUUACUCAAUAUAAUAAGUAUGAUGUACACGUGUUAAAAGGUUGGUUACAAAUGCUUUGUAUGUGUGAGUUAUAAUCCAACUACAAGCGUGUGAUUCACUGUGAUGGCAGUGGCGUAACAACCAUGUAACCAAGGUGGACAAAGUCCUGGGACCCCCGGGCUUUUUCAGAAAAUAAACUGAGUAUCUGAGAUUCGUUAUUUUUA
Messenger RNA from Physella acuta, 5806 nucleotides. Its product is annotated as NFX1-type zinc finger-containing protein 1. The record is from RefSeq and is a predicted model, not a curated record. Gene Ontology annotation, cellular component: nuclear RNA-directed RNA polymerase complex. NCBI's taxonomy places the organism in Eukaryota, Metazoa, Mollusca, Gastropoda, Physidae. Gene Ontology annotation, molecular function: helicase activity. Gene Ontology annotation, biological process: regulatory ncRNA-mediated heterochromatin formation.